Lycium barbarum (goji berry) is the source of this 678-nucleotide messenger RNA. Its product is annotated as disease resistance protein L6-like. The record is from RefSeq and is a predicted model, not a curated record. Gene Ontology annotation, biological process: defense response. The coding region runs from base 1 to 678 and encodes 225 amino acids. Gene Ontology annotation, molecular function: ADP binding. Lineage: Eukaryota; Viridiplantae; Streptophyta; Magnoliopsida; Solanales; Solanaceae. The transcript is spliced from 2 exons.
AUGGUUGGUAUAUAUGGUGUUGGUGGAAUUGGAAAAACAACUUUGGCAAAAGCUAUCUACAAUCGAAUAUUUCAACAUUUUGGUAGUAGUUACUUCCUUUCAAAUGUUAGAUCAGAAACUGAAGCAUUUGGUCUGGCCAAGCUGCAAGAGGAACUCCUUCGUCAAAUUCUCAAAACUAAGGAGUUUAAAGUUAGCAGUGUUGCUGAAGGCACCAAUUUAAUCAAAUCAAGACUCGGAUCAAAAAAAGUUCUAAUUAUUCUUGAUGACGUGGACCAUAUAAGCCAAUUAGAAUCUUUAACAAGAGAAAGAGGUGGGCUACCAUUAGCUCUUGUGACAUUAGGGGCACAUCUGCGAGGGAGAUCUGUAGAAGAGUGGAGAUACGAAAUCCAAAAACUAAGAGCAAUUCCUCAUAGUGAUAUCCAAAAAAUUCUCAAGAUAAGCUUUGAUGGACUUGAUUGUGAUACUCAGAGUGUUUUCCUUGAUAUCGCGUGCGCCUUCCAUGGAUUUUCUGAGGUUGAAGUUACCGAAACAUUAAAUGCAUGUGGUGUUUAUUCUAAAAGUGCAAUUGCAACUUUGGUCCAAAAAUGCUUGCUCCAAAUUAGUGGUAUGGAUCAUGUUGUGAUGCAUGGUUUAGUGCGGGAUAUGGGAAGAGAAAUCGUUCGCAUGGAGUCACCUUGA